Molecule: messenger RNA, 1269 nt
Organism: Carassius auratus (goldfish)
Lineage: Eukaryota; Metazoa; Chordata; Actinopteri; Cypriniformes; Cyprinidae
Gene: mid1ip1l
Product: MID1 interacting protein 1, like
Exons: 2
Coding region: 159-638 (159 amino acids)
Biological process (GO): regulation of lipid biosynthetic process
Cellular component (GO): cytosol
Source: RefSeq, a predicted model, not a curated record
CGGUUCCCAGCUUGACGUCAACAGUAUAAAGUUUGUCGGUCCUCGUCAGCGCUAACAGAAGAAGAGAGCUUUCUUCUCAAUAUUGACUGCUUCGUCAAUCCUUUAUAGUUUAUCUUUGGGUAAUUCCAGUCAAGGAAACGGUUUCAUCCAGCUUUACCAUGAUGCAGCUCAGCAGCGACACGCAAUGCAACAAGCACUCGUUGCUCAACGUUAUGAACCGGUUCAUCGCCGCUGCCAACAACAUGGACGAGACUAUCAUGGUGCCAAGCUUCCUGCGGGACGUGCCUCUGGAGGACCAGGAUGGCCAAGCCUCUGUUAGUCCCAAUAACAACGAGCCUUCUUUCCCCAGCAAACAGAGGGACAUGUAUGAGCACUAUCUGCUGCUGAAGUCAAUCAAGAAUGACAUGGAGUGGGGCCUGCUGAAGAGAGAGAUGGGUGGCAGCUUUCUAGAGAUGACCGUGAAGCAUGAAGAACCGCAGGUGAACGGAGGAGCUGCAGAGGAAGGUUCUGACCUGGAGGGCCAGUUCCACUACCACCUUCACGGACUGUUUGCUGUUCUAUCCAAGCUCACGGUCCAGGCUGACCACCUCACAAAUCGUUACAAGAGAGAAAUCGGUGGAGGAAGCCUGUUGCGAUAGGAUUGAUUGGUUUAGAACUAAAACGAACUAUUCUUGAACCAUUUGACUGGGAAGUGACUGGGUGGCAGUGGACCUAAAGUGCUUCGGAGUCCCCUCUGCCAUCAAAAAAGGGGUUUCUUGCCCAAGUUGGUUGUCCUAUGGCCUGUAUUGGCUGUAUCUGGUGCUUUUCAGGAGUUUUCCUCUAGACACUAAAGGGCUGUGAGAGUAAUUGGUUUUUACACUGACCGUUUCAGCAGCAUACAUCUAUUCCAAUUAGACUUUAGUUUUGGCUUUUGUUUUAACCUCUGUAUGCCAGGUCAGAAAGCCCUUGAAUCAUUUAAAGUUGUAGAAGAAUGUGGAUGCUGGUAAUUCAAUUCUUCUAUUAGCCAGCCAAUGCCUUUUUAAAUGAGGGGAUUUUAUGUAUUAAUGCUGCUCUUGUGCACUUGUCCAUGUAAAAUGGCGUGCCUUGUUUUCACUUCCCAAUUGUGCUGUUCUAUGUGUGCGUGUCAUGCACUGUAUCAGUUUGAGCAGGGCCCAUAGGAGUUUGUCUGCCACUUGUCUUUAGUUUUCCUGGCUUGUCCUAAAAGAUCUCAAGUUUUAUAUCAUGCUGUAAUAUAGUGACUUAUUAAAUAAAGCAUUAACUUAAACUGUA